AUGAACAAAAACAAACUGAUUCAUGAUUUCCUUGAAGCGGUUUCAAGGGGUGAUGUGGGAUGCAUUUGUGGCCGUAUUCCUGAAGUCCACUCAGUCCUUGGAAACCUUGACUUUCAGCACCCACAGACCGGAAACACACCUCUCAUUACAGCUGCGGAAGAAAACCUAUCAGAGGUUGUUGAGAUUCUUCUGGAAAGGGGCGUAGAUAUCACCCUUUGCAAUUACAGCAAUCAAACUGCGCUCCAUGUGGCUAAUGGUGACAUCCAGAGACAGCUCUUGGCAGACAAGGGAAUUCAGGCUCCCCAAAUGCAGCUCCUGCGAAGUUCGUGGCAAGGUGACCUGGAUCAGCUUCAACACUUGCUGGCAUGUGAAGAGUUCCUGGAUAUAAAUUUCCCCAACUCGCACGGUCUGACCCCUCUGAUGCUGGCUGUGAGAGAUGUGGACCUAUUUGAAAGCCUGGAUGUAUUAACAGUCUACAGACCUGAUGAAGUCCUAGCCGAGCUCCUCCGGCACCACGCAGAUCCUAAGCUUUGUGAUUUCAGUGGCAAGUCAGCAAUACAUUAUGUGUCACAGAUUGGCAGCUGGAGGAAGCAGCAGUUAUUGGACAUCCUGAUGAAUUCUAUGCCCAAACCAGAAAGACACGCCGAGUCGCUGCUUGACAUCUGUCAAGAGGCAGGCUCUACUUCAAUGGAUAUGACAGUUUCCAAAACGGAAAACAUCACCUUGCAGAGCAUCAGCAGCAGUGAGGACUUUGACCUUGAAGACGACUUCAACCCGCCCGUAUUGGCUGGGGAAGGGGCAGCUCCCAGGAGUGAAGGCUGGCCACGAAGGACAGAAGGUGUUGAGAUUAUUGUGACGUUUCCACCAGAUCCUCCCCAAGAAGCAAGUCAAGAAGGUUUGAAAGAAAUCAAUCAGGUGACUUCAGAGCAUCAGGAGUGGGGACAAGUGCAUCCUGUCUCUCCACCAAAUGAAGUGGAGAUGGUGGACCUCACGGCAAGGAUGCUAACCACACAGCCGUCACUCCUGAAGACGGAAGGAAGCUCUCAGGAGCUCUGUGCUGCGGACGUGGCCCUCUCACCACCCAGACCUUGCUUAGACCCAAGCACUGCUACAUCUGCAGCCAGGGAGGAGGAUCCUCAUGCUCUGAAACUACAGCAAAGGAAAUCUGAUGAGUCUCCUACCACUGACAUGAGGUACAGUAGCCGAAGAACCGAGAUUCCUCUGCCACCACUCUCACUCUUGCCCAUGAGAUCUUGUGUCUUCAAUAUGGAAAAAAGCCCCAAGUUCCUGAGGCACAGGGAGAGAAAGGUCCCCAGCCUCAGCCUGUCAGUGCCUAAGCUCCUGGAGCCUCUUAGCCAGCCUCUUAGCCAAUCGGCUGAGUUUAGUUCAUCAAAGAACCAUCAAGAAGUCACGUGGGAAGGAGCCGCAGGACACACCCUCAGGGGUUCUGACUGUGCCAUCUGGUCUAGAAACAUGUGCACUUUCCGGAAGAGCGGAAAACACGGGGGAGUAGCAGAGAAUUGGCGAUCCCAGAAAACGCAAGGGUGGGAUAAAACUGAAACCUCCGGCUUUGAAGACGGGCCAUCUUUGUUUUCCUGUGAAAGUAUCAAGGAAGACACUACUCCUACAGAGAGGGCAAGGGAUAGCGGGUGCCAUGUUAGUGAAAUGAGAAGAGGGGGCGAGGACGCCCAAUACCUUUUAUCAAGAAAAAAAGAGAGUUUGACAGCCAGAGUGGUUGAGCAAACUUCAGAGGUUGAGCAUCCCAUUCUCGGCAAGCUCCUGGAAGCCUCGAAUUCAGAAAUAACCCCAGCUGAGGAGAAAGAGGUCGGGAAUGAGAAAGAUCCUGAUUCCAAAAGCAACUCUGUACACAGAGCUGGAGCGGUGGAGCCACACGCAGUGUUGGAAGAGGUCAGUGUUCCCAAGAACAUACCCAGUAUGAACUCUGACGGCCCCACUGAAGAGCUCCUGGAAGGCUUUAGAGACACAGAAUGGAACAGAAAAACACCAGUAGAGGAAGAAACAAAUCCAGAAAUGAAUGGGGUGGUGUCACAUACUCACAUCACAUUCCCUGGAGAAGGGACACGCAAGGGACCCACUAGAGCCAGACCAAACCUACGAAGGAGAAAGCACCCAGUGCAGAACAGGAAUAGCUUCAACAUACUUGCUCAACAAGAACGCGGCAAGCUCCAGACAAAUACUCAUGGAACCAAGUUGGACUCAAGGACCAAGGCCGGGAGCAGACCACCUCCUGACCUCAUGGUUCCCAUCCAAGCGGCCAUCAAGCCCAGCAUGCAUAAACACAGCAUAAAGACUCAGGUUUUCCCUGCUUUGGAACUUACGGACCACAGACCUCAUCCGCCAUCCAAGUUUCAAAGGAGGGCACCUCUGACAGAAAAAAAGUCCGCGUAUCAGACCCAGAAACCUAAAAAGCAAGCAUUUCCUCGAAUCUGUAAAAACGCGGGCAUGAAAAAGCCAGGCAUUCCCCUCUCCGCUGAAACAACAGACCCGAGACUGCACUUUCUGGACUUGAAGUACAGUGACAUGUUCAAAGAAAUCAACUCAGCCUCCAAUGGACCAGGUAUCUAUGAGAUGUUUGGAACUCCCGUUUAUAGUCACAUUCGAGAGGCAGAAAGGCAUGAACACAGAUAUUACCGUGAGCUAUGUACAGCUCCAUCAGGCCGAUGUGUCCUUAAUAAGUGCCAGUCUUCCCAAAGUGACAGAUGCACCAAUGGCCGGGCAAGACUUCUUCAGAAGAGAUCACGCGUUAAACCCCCAAAGCCUUCGCUUGGUCUCAAGCAAAAGCACAGAGGGUUAAUUUCUAAAGAUAAGGGUUGCAAGGGUAUGGGUAGCCACACAGAGGAUAGCGUUUCAGAACCAGAUUGGCAGAUAAAAUCUUCAGGAAAUGACUUUCUGUCUUCCAAAGAUGAAGGUCAACUCACAUACUUGACCCCAAUCCCUGAGCAGUCCCCUGAACAGAAAGAAACCCCUCCUGUCUCAGAUCUAUCCAUUGUUGAGGAAAUCUUCACUGAGGACUGUGCAAAUGAAGAAGGCAUUCUCAACAAUGACAGUCUUACCCAAAGCCUUGAAGAUCUGAAAGAGCUCGAAGGCCUGCACCCCCAGACCCCGCUCGGUCCUUCAGAAAACAGCUGGGCUGUGCUCAGUGAGAAGCGUUCAGGCAAGCAUGUGUCACCAGAAAAGCACGACGUAGAACCUCCUGACAAAAUAAACGAUGGCCAGAUGUUCACAGGUUACCUGGAGUUCGAUAGCCUUUCAGAUAAUUCUAGAACACUGGUGAGCAUUUCCAGCUUCUCUUUCCAGGAGAACCCAGAAUGUGCACCUUCCCCUACAGAACAACUCUGGGCACGUUCUUUGGAUCAGGAUAGCUUAGAAAAUAACUCCACCACAUACCCAACAUUUGGGAAGAUUUCCCAGGAAAUCCUAGACCCAGGAAAGAAGGAAGAAUUGACAGACGAGUUGCUAGGUUGUCUACUUGAAGAGCUCUUAGCCCUCGAGGAGAAAGAUAACAGCUCUUGCCAAAUAAUGACAAAUGAGGCAGACGCCAAAAACCUGAAUCUUGUCUUCGGUAGGAGAGGCAAUACCAUCGAAGAGCUGGACAGAGGGACAACAGAUGUCAAACUACAGAGAUGUAUUAAUGGAUUCCGGAUAUAUGAUGAGGAAAAUUUUCUUACCUCAAAUGAAAAGAAGACACUUUCUGACAAGAGUUUAAAACAUGAAGAGGCUAUAUUCUGGACCAAGGGUGAGAUCCUUGGGAGAGGAGCCUAUGGCACAGUAUACUGUGGGCUCACCAGCCUGGGGCAGCUAAUAGCUGUAAAGCAGGUGGCCUUGGAUACGUCUGAUAAACUCGCUACUGAGAAAGAAUACCGGAAACUGCAGGAGGAAGUGGAUUUGCUGAAGGCACUGAAGCAUGUAAACAUAGUGGCUUAUCUAGGGACAUGCUUGGAGGAGAACACUUUGAGCAUCUUCAUGGAAUUUGUCCCUGGUGGUUCCAUCUCUAGUAUAAUCAACCGCUUUGGGCCACUGCCUGAGAUGGUGUUCUGUAAAUACACAAGACAGAUCCUGCAAGGUGUGGCUUAUCUCCAUGACAACUGUGUGGUACAUCGAGAUAUCAAAGGGAACAACGUCAUGCUCAUGCCAACUGGAAUAAUAAAGCUGAUUGACUUUGGCUGUGCCAAGCGUUUGGCCUGGGCAGGCUUAAAUGGUACCCACAGCGACAUGCUCAAGUCCAUGCGUGGGACUCCAUACUGGAUGGCUCCUGAGGUCAUCAAUGAGUCUGGCUAUGGAAGGAAAUCAGAUAUAUGGAGUAUUGGCUGCACCGUGUUCGAGAUGGCCACAGGGAAGCCUCCUCUGGCUUCCAUGGAUAGGAUGGCAGCCAUGUUUUACAUUGGAGCCCACAGAGGCCUAAUGCCUCCUCUACCUGACCGAUUCUCAGAACCUGCUGUAGACUUUGUGCGUUUGUGCCUGACCAGGGACCAGCAUGAGAGACCGUCUGCUCUCCAGCUCCUGAAACACUCCUUCCUGAAGAGAAGCCAGUGA
Molecule: messenger RNA, 4554 nt
Organism: Arvicanthis niloticus (Nile rat)
Lineage: Eukaryota; Metazoa; Chordata; Mammalia; Rodentia; Muridae
Gene: Map3k19
Product: mitogen-activated protein kinase kinase kinase 19
Biological process (GO): protein phosphorylation
Molecular function (GO): ATP binding; protein binding; protein kinase activity
Source: RefSeq, a predicted model, not a curated record